Messenger RNA from Coccidioides immitis RS, 1737 nucleotides. Its product is annotated as sulfite transporter Ssu1. Gene Ontology annotation, cellular component: plasma membrane. Gene Ontology annotation, molecular function: sulfite transmembrane transporter activity. The transcript has 5 exons. The coding region runs from base 16 to 1350 and encodes 444 amino acids. The record is from RefSeq and is a predicted model, not a curated record. Lineage: Eukaryota; Fungi; Ascomycota; Eurotiomycetes; Onygenales; Onygenaceae. Gene Ontology annotation, biological process: transmembrane transport; sulfite transmembrane transport.
UUUGUCGUUAAACCAAUGUCUAUUGAACUCGCCAACCUCUCAAGAGCGCAUUCAUCGAGAACGCGAGCUAAUGGUUCCCAUGCUGGCUAUCCUCCUCCACCAUCUGCCACCGUGAUUAACAAUGCCUCGAUAACGGAUCCAGAAUUCCAGCCUCCUCUGGGCCUGGAUGUCGACAAACAUAACAAAGGAUGGCGGAAGAUAGUUCGAAAUUUUACGCCUUCGUGGUUCACGGUAACGAUGGGAACUGGCAUAGUUUCCAUCCUUCUUUUCAAUCUUCCCUAUAACGGCAUUUGGCUGUAUUGGAUCUCAGUCGGCAUCUUCGGGCUGAAUACCCUCCUAUUCUCCCUCGCGCUAGUUAUAAGUAUAUUGCGAUACACGCUCUAUCCUGAAAUAUGGACGGUUAUGAUCAACGAACCGUUCCAGUCCAUGUUUCUCGGCGCAUUUCCGAUGGCAUUUUCAACGAUUAUUGAUCUGAUGAUAGACAUUUGCACUCCGGCUUGGGGAUCUUGGGUUACUAUUGUUGCAUGGGCUUUUUGGAUUGCUGAUUCGGUCGUUGCAGCGUUAUGUGCGUUGAUCUUGCCAUUUCUUCUAAUGAUACCAGGAAGACAGAUUGAAUUACAAUCGGUGACUGCGGUUUGGUUAUUACCUGUAAUCAGCACCAUAGUAGCGGCAGCUACGGGAUCUAUUGUCGCGGAAGCUCUCCCCGAUCCUCAAAUGGCCCUCUGGACAAUCGUGACGAGCUACAUCCUUUGGGGUAUGGGUAUAUGUCUGGCGGGGAUUAUUCUGGCAACCUAUUUCCAGCGUCUGGCACUGCACAAACUCCCCGCCAAAUCUGUGAUUGUGAGCGUUUGCCUGCCAUUGGGUCCAAUGGGCCAGGGAGCGUUUACAAUUCUAAAUCUCGGUGUACAGGCCAAAAGAGUCUUUGCGAUAACUAACACUCUGCAGCCAUCUACUGGAAAUAUGCUUGAGUCGAUUGGCUUUGUGACUGCGCUCGUUUUGUGGGGGUUUGGACUCGCAUGGCUAUUCGUAGCCAUUGUCUCCCUAAUCCGGUGUAGGCCAUUCCCUUUCACGAUCGGUUGGUGGGCCAGUGUUUUCCCGUUGGGGGUGUAUUCGAAUGCCACAGUAUUACUAUCAAGGGUGAUGCCAUCCAAAUUUUUCAAGGUGCUUGGGACGAUAUUAUCAGUUGCGGUUGUGGUGGUAUGGCUCACUGUUUCUUUCGGCACCAUAAGAGGCAUCAUGACCCAGAAACUAUUUUAUGCACCGUGUCUAAGCGAUUUAAGAGUUAAACCGAAGAAGCAGCGGUUCAAGUUCCAUAUUCCACGGCGCCGGGUGAAGUUUCGGCUUGCAUAAACUGCAAUGCACACCGCUGCAUUUGUAUUUUGAAAUCAUGGAGAAGAAUCAUAAGAGACCCUUUUCGUCAUAGGGACAGCUCUGUUUUGAGAGAAAGAGAUGAGAACAGCCGAUAUAGUCCUAAAAACUUUCCUUCGAGAACAUUCUAGAGUCAUAUCCGGGAUAUUCUGGAGGGGAUUUUAAAGAUGAAAGAUACACCAGACUUUGAAGCUCCGAAAUCAUUUAGUCCUACGGAGCACGACACACAACAGAUGUUUGAACAAAAAUAUUUGUGUGGAUUUCCGGGCCUUGUUUCAUGGGCAUUAUUGUGUGCUUCUCGGCUUUCCUCUUCUUCUGCUUCUCCUAAGUAAUAUGCGACGUCAAAUUUCAGAAGCAUUUCUUUGUUGU